CGUCAAUUUCAUAGAAAACUGAAUUGUCAAAUAACCACUAUGAAAAAAUUACAAAAAUAAUAUAUUUUCCUGUAGCCAAUUCCUUUGCAUUAACAUAUUUUCCCGUGUAAGCCAUAAUCAGAAGAUGUGAUUACUGUAAUAUUUAAAUGAUUAAAAAUUCUAGAAUAAUUAAAUUAAUUUAUAUGCAAUAUACAAAUUCAAAAAUAUUUAAAAUGCAUGUGAAAUAUUGUGGUAAAUAAAAUAGUUGCAAUCUAAGCUAAAUUUGAAUUUGCCUAUAAAAAAAAUCGUUGUAUAUUUGAUUCAAAAAAAGUUACCAUAAAAGUAAAUUUUUCAAGUUUAAUUUUAGUUGAAUAAUGACUACAGUAAUCCGUUUCAGCAGGAGUUCCUUUUUCUUCAAUAUUACUAGGAAUAAUACUAUUUUUUUUUCCUUUUUUCACAUGGAUUUCAAGUCCUAUACAAAUAAGGGAAUAUGGUUAUUGACAUCUCUAUAUAAUGUAGGGAGGGGGUAAGGUACUCAGUAAUAUUACAUUGAAAAUAAGUUUUGUUGUCUAUAUUAUUUGUUCAGACAUGGCGAGGGAUAACGAACUCCGUCCACUAUGGUUGGAACCUCUACUAGAUAAUGAUUUUUAUGAACAUGAUUGUAUAUGUGAGGUACAUAAUCAAUAUUGUACAUUUUUUUGUAAAAUGUGCAAAAACAAACCUCUUUGUGAAUCAUGUUGGAGGGUUGAUGCAGAAGCUGAACAUGAACUUCACCAAUUUUUACAGAUAUUUAAAGUAUCGGAAAAAGCAUCGGUUCGAAAAGCUGAUAUAGAAAGUGAGAUAGAUGUUAGGAAAAUUCAGCCGUAUGUAAUAAACAAUCACAAAGUUAUAUUGCUGAAACCAAAAGGAGGAAACGGGGGAAACCCUAAGUGCGUCAUAUGCGAAGGAAAAAUAAAGGAAGAAUUCUAUGAUUAUUGCUCAAUUUCUUGCAAAAUAAUUGGAGAUACAAGGCAACUCGACAAGGUUGAACUUGCUGGAAAAAUUAACAGAAGAAAGAGAACGCCCUGUAGAUCACCUUUGCUGUAGAAUGAUACUUGCAAUUUUAAAUCAGUUUACGUUUUAAUUUUCUAGGCUAAGAUUUGUUUAUAUGUUUCUCAACACGACCACAUAUCUAUAACUCAAUGUCAUAUAUUGCCGCUUUUUGAAUUCCAACCAGUUAUCAACUUAGUUUUCAUAUAUAAUAUUAUUAAGAUCAAGUUUCUAACAAACCUGCAGUGAAUUUCGAUAUAUCCUCAGUUAAUUCAUGAUUUAUUCGAUGAAAAAAAUAUUCAAAAAUCAGAUAAAGUUUUCUGUUGAAAUUGUCAUAUUAUAAAACUAGUAUCAAACAACAAAGGCUGCUGAGAAAACCAAGCUUGCCUUUAAGCUUAGAGGAAGGCAUCAUUAUAUGGAAUAAUGCAAGCAAUUGCUAGUUUACCAACCAAUCGAACAACAAAAAUAAGUAUGAUGUUCUCUCUACAGAACAAAAGCUUCUAAUACAUAUUAACAAAAAUGCAAUAACGUAAAUUAAUAUGGACAA
This is a messenger RNA of Solanum pennellii, 1555 nucleotides long. RefSeq lists its product as uncharacterized. The record is from RefSeq and is a predicted model, not a curated record. The transcript is spliced from 3 exons. NCBI's taxonomy places the organism in Eukaryota, Viridiplantae, Streptophyta, Magnoliopsida, Solanales, Solanaceae. Bases 568 to 1065 code for a protein of 165 amino acids.